Molecule: messenger RNA, 2139 nt
Organism: Daucus carota subsp. sativus
Lineage: Eukaryota; Viridiplantae; Streptophyta; Magnoliopsida; Apiales; Apiaceae
Product: T-complex protein 1 subunit alpha
Exons: 17
Coding region: 210-1844 (544 amino acids)
Biological process (GO): protein folding
Cellular component (GO): chaperonin-containing T-complex
Molecular function (GO): ATP hydrolysis activity; ATP-dependent protein folding chaperone; ATP binding
Source: RefSeq, a predicted model, not a curated record
AAACAGGCCGAAGCCCAGAGCCGAGUACCGAACGCAAGACACGGCGUCGUAUUGACGAGCCCUCCCAACCUAAACGUAAUACAAACCCUGAGGUAGUAGUGAACUUCCCGAUCUAGGGUUUUACUCAACACUCCCACUCUUCCAUUUUCACUCCAGAGAGCUAUAAUAUAUACAUUCACACAUCUGCAUAUCCAUAUUUUAUAUACUAAAUGGCGAUCGGUAAUCCUGAUAUUCUCGGUGAUCGACAGUCUGGUCAGGAUGUUCGCACUCAAAAUGUUAUGGCAUGUCAAGCAGUUGGUAAUAUUGUGAAGACAUCACUAGGCCCUGUUGGUCUUGACAAGAUGUUAGUUGAUGAUAUUGGUGAUGUAACUAUCACAAACGAUGGUGCUACAAUACUGAAGAUGUUAGAAGUUGAACAUCCUGCUGCUAAGGUUCUUGUUGAAUUGGCUGAACUUCAAGACAGAGAAGUUGGAGACGGGACAACUUCAGUCGUAAUUAUAGCCGCAGAGUUGCUUAAAAGAGCAAAUGAUCUUGUGCGAAACAAGAUACAUCCAACAUCCAUAAUUAGUGGAUACAGACUUGCAAUGAGGGAAGCAUGUAAAUAUAUUGAGGAAAAAUUGGCCGUAAAGGUUGAGAAGCUUGGAAAAGACUCUCUUGUAAACUGUGCCAAGACAAGCAUGUCAUCAAAGUUAAUUUCUGGUGACAGUGACUUCUUUGCAAACUUGGUUGUGGAAGCAGUACAAGCAUGUAAGAUGACCAAUGCACGCGGUGAAAUUAAAUAUCCAAUAAAGGGUAUUAAUAUAUUGAAGGCACAUGGAAAAAGUGCUAAAGAUAGCUACUUGCUAAAAGGUUAUGCUCUUAAUACUGGUCGUGCUGCACAAGGCAUGCCAAUGAGAGUUGCUCCUGCCCGAAUUGCCUGUCUCGACUUUAACCUUCAGAAGACUAAAAUGCAGAUGGGUGUUCAAGUUUUGGUCAGUGAUCCUCGGGAGUUGGAAAAGAUUCGACAAAGGGAAGCUGAUAUGACAAAAGAGAGAAUCGAGAAGCUUUUGAAGGCCGGAGCCAAUGUUGUUUUAACGACAAAGGGAAUUGAUGAUAUGGCAUUAAAGUACUUUGUUGAAGCUGGUGCAAUUGCUGUCCGCCGUGUUCGGAAGGAGGAUUUGCGUCAUGUUGCCAAGGCUACUGGUGCCACUGCAGUUUCUACAUUUGCUGAUAUGGAAGGAGAUGAAACGUUUGAUUCGUCCUUUCUCGGACAUGCAGAUGAGGUGGUGGAAGAGCGUAUUGCUGAUGAUGAUGUAGUUAUGAUAAAAGGAACCAAAAAUUCAAGUGCGGUUUCACUAAUACUAAGAGGUGCCAAUGAUUAUAUGCUUGAUGAGAUGGAUAGGGCAUUGCAUGAUGCUCUGUGCAUAGUCAAGAGGACAUUGGAAUCGAACACGGUGGUCGCUGGUGGAGGUGCAGUUGAGGCUGCUUUGUCUGUCUAUCUGGAGUAUCUUGCUACAACUCUAGGUUCUCGUGAACAGUUGGCAAUUGCGGAGUUUGCUGAAUCGUUAUUAAUCAUUCCUAAGGUUCUUUCAGUGAAUGCUGCAAAGGAUGCAACCGAGUUAGUGGCAAAGUUGCGUGCUUACCAUCACACAGCACAAACCAAGGCAGAUAAGAAGCAUUUGUCAAGCAUGGGGUUGGACCUGGUGAAGGGAUCAGUGCGUAACAACUUAGAAGCUGGUGUGAUUGAACCUGCAAUGAGCAAAGUAAAGAUAUUACAGUUUGCAACCGAAGCAGCAAUAACUAUUCUUCGAAUUGAUGACAUGAUAAAGUUGGUCAAAGAUGAAAGCCAAGAUGGACAGGAUUAGUCUGCUUUGACAUGUGCAAGUACCCUGGCCGUAUUGCUUGUGGGGAAACUUAAGAAAGUAUGCAUUUCUGGAUUGUGCGUAAGAUGGCCACCAUUGUUGAUCCUAAUGUUUUCAGUGAAGCUUUUGUGGCAGUUGUAUUCUGAUGGUCAUUGAGAACAUGAGAACUCGUGGCAAUAUUGUUUUUUCCAUUUGUCUAAAAAUUUUAUUAGUUUGUAAUCUAGAAAGUUUUGCAGUUUGUAUUUUAAAAUUUCUGAGAUCGUUAGCAAAUGGAAAAGCACUGACUCUUUUUGUACUA